This is a messenger RNA of Drosophila virilis, 792 nucleotides long. RefSeq lists its product as uncharacterized. NCBI's taxonomy places the organism in Eukaryota, Metazoa, Arthropoda, Insecta, Diptera, Drosophilidae. The record is from RefSeq and is a predicted model, not a curated record.
GCCACAGCCCCAAGCUGGCCCGAGCUGCUUCCGCAUCAGCUGGUUGAAUAACCCCAGCAUAGACAACUGGCAGCCAUAGCAAAUUAGGGUCAAACAUGUGCAGCUUCAUGCUCAGCCAAGCGUUCCAAGCGAGUCUGAAACUGCGACAUCGAGUUAGUUGAGCAUUCAAUUUCAGGGUCAAUCUACACUUUCAAAUCUCGGAAUCGCAAACGCAAUCGCACUUGGAUUUGGGUUCGGAUUCGGAUUCUAAGCAAAUUACACGUAUACACAAGCCAAACAAUGUUUAUACCCUGUAGUCAAUUGCGAUCAUGUGGUCCACCCGCCUACUUCAUUUGCUUGGUUGCCUUGCGCUGGCCCUCAGCACGGCUCGGGCGCAGUUCUUCUACCAUCAGGCUUUGGGGCUGCCAGCGAAGGUCGCAUAUGAGCCAGCAUCGCCAUAUGUGGGAUAUGCCACGGCAGAUGCGCAUCCGUCGGUGGUUAAAAAUGCCCAAUGGGAGUCGCAGCUGCCGAGUGAACUAUCCAAAAGUGCCCGCUUCUACAGCGAUCCGGUCAUAGCUGCCAAUCUGGCCAAGGAAUCGCUGCUGACGCGCAAGGAGAUGGCGGUUGUGCAUCGCGAGGCGGAAAAGAUUCCACGCGAACAGGUCUACAAGCUCUUCAAGAACGCGGGCUACUUGAGUCGCAGAUAGACGGAAAAACAAUUUCCAUUUCCCAAGUGCCUUGUUGUAUUCUAGUUUGUAAUUUGUUGCAUAUGUUUAUUAUGAAGUCGUAAUAUACUCAAACAUGUUUUUGUAA